AUGCAAUAUGAUAAACUAUUUAGAAUGCCUAAACGGAAAAGAUCAGAUCUUGAAAAUUCAUAUAGUAUAAUUGAAGAAAGGAAUAAAAAACUUAUAGAAAUUAAAGAAAAACUCGAGCAUUUAUUGUCAGAUUACUCGUCAAGAUUUUUAAAUUACUAUGAAUCAGAAGAGUUUCAUAAAAAAGUAGUGGUUUUCCCAUUAAAAGCUCCAUUCAGCCAUGAAUUGGCCACGGGGCUGCUUUUUUGGUUCUACCAAGUAAUCUUGGCCUACCAAAUUAAAAUUUUUAAUCAAUUUGGUCUGACCAAGAUUACUUGGUCGGGCCAAAAAAAACAGCCCCGUGUCCAAUUCAUGGUCAAAUAGGGCUUUUUCAUGGGAAAAUCCCAUACUUUCGCUUGAGGAAGAGUUAGAAAAGUUAAAGAUAUUUGGCAAUGAAUUAAAAUAUGUAUGUGAAAUUGAUAGCAAUGUUGCUGCGCAGUGUUUUAACUUGGAAAAUGAAAUAAAUGGAGUUUCUAAUAAAUUUUAUGAAUUUCAUGAGCAAUUGGAUUUUGAUUCAAGGUUCUUAUACUAUUUUAAUUUCAGAGGAACAAAAAAGACUUAUUAUCUUGGCUUGUAUGACAUCAAAGCUCGAAAAUGAAAUAAAAUAAAUAUUGAUUUUGAUAUUGAUACUAACUCCCCUCCAUUAGUGAACAAAAAAUUUUAUUCGCCUUACGUUAAUUAUUUUUUAAAAAAUUAUAUUUAAAUUUUUAUAAAAUUAUUUUUCAAAUAUAAAAAGUAAAAAUUACUUUAAUAGCAAAAUUUAUGUUUUUUAAGCAGGCUGCUGCUUAAAAUUUAAACAGAAUUAAUUAGAAAUUUUAUUAUAAUAAUUAUCACUUUACAUCAAAAAAUUUUUUCAUAAAAAAUUUUUGUUGCCUACGGAAAGGUUUUUUAGGCAAAAAUUAGUGAUUUUACAAUUGUUUUAUUCGCUCAUGGAGGGGUGAGUAAGCAUAGUGAAUCAUGCCUUGCCCAACUUCCCAGCUCUGAGGUCUUUUAUCAUUUCAAUAGUAGAGAUAUGACAUGUAACAGCAGCUACAUUAUUGAUUUAAAAUCUUUUACAGUUAAAAGAUAUUUACCGAAUGCCCAUUUAUUAUAUAAUCCUUCAUGCGUUUAUUAUAAAAAUUAUAUUUAUGUUUUUGGAAAUUGUCCCUCAAAGUAUAAAGCACUUAAAUUUGAUUUACUUAACGAUAAGUGAAUUAAAUUCCCUUCAAUUUUAGAAAAUCAUCAACAAUAUUGCUUAGUCCCCCCUCAGUGAGCGAACAAAAAAAUUUUAUUCGCUCACGGAGAGCUAUAGUAACUUUUUUACAAAAAUCCCAAUUCGUAAAAAUUAAUUUAAAUGUUUUAAAAUGCAAGGUGUUUAAAAUUAAACAGAAUUAGCAGAGAUUUAAUUAUAAUAACUAUCAUUAGCUCACAGUAGAUCACUCUGAGAUAAGGCCCCUGGCUUUAUCACAGAGUAGUCUACUGCUAUAAGAGAAAUAAUAAUAUUUUAAUAAGAAAAUGCCAUAUUUUAUUCGUAAAAUUCUGGAUGGCAUUAUCUCAUGGUUGUUAAUAUUAAAGCAAUAUAUCAUUCUGAGAUAAGGCGCAUUUUUAUUAAUAAAUAAUAAAUGGAAGAACUUCCGAAAAAUUUAAAGAGAAGAAGAGAGAUCACCCAGGCAACCACAAGAGACGGAGAUACACUUUAGAAAAAAAUAAGGAGCUAGUGAUGGAAUUUAAUGAAUUUUGGACUAACAGCUGCUGAAUUUUUGCAAAGAUAAGCAUUAUCUUGAUUAUUUCAGAAAAUGGAUAAGAAAAAAUAAGCAAGAACAACCCAUUAACAGCGCAGAAAAGGACAACUAAAAGAAAGCUUUAGCUGCUUCUUCUGGCUCUAGAUAUUUUUAUUCCUGCUAUGCACUAAAUAUGUUAAUCAUAGAUUAAAGCAUUUUUAGAGGAUUUAAAAAUUGAGAGAAGAAGAUAAAAAAUUCAGACAGAUUUUGUGCCUAGAAUGGUAAAAGCUGCUUUUGAGGGUCUAGAACUAGAGAAAAUCGCAAAAAGCUUCAAAAAAUGCAACCGAACAAGGUAAGAAGAAGGAGAAAAACAUUGCAUUCAAUCAUUGCCCAAGAUUUAAAGAUUUAAAUUUAUAAAAUGUUUUUACUUUAAUUUGAUUUUUUUAAACCACUCUGAGAUAAGGCCACCAGGACCUUAUCUCAAUCACGAAGGGUGAAUUUUUCCUAAAAAAAGAGUUUUUUCAAAUGGUUUUAUUCGCUCAUGGAGAUGGGGAGUUAGAAAAUUUUUAAAAAAUCCUUAUUGCUUGUUGGAAACUGCGAAGGAAGUAUAUUUAAAUAUGACUUUGAAAUUGAAAGUUACUCAACUAUAGAUUUAUAUAUUUCAGCAGCAUGAGGCAGCGUUGGGAUUAUUUCGGCAAAUUCAAGAGCAUAUAUCUUUGAGAGCAAUAGAUUUCUUCAUGAGAGCGAAAUUGAUAACGAAUAUGUUUGGCAAAAGAUUGGAAAAUUCAACUUCAGAUUUUAUAAAAUACCUUUCAAAAAGUACAGGAAUGGCUCUGUUUUUGUCACAAUGUCUUCUGGAAGUGGACUAAAAGGUUAUAGAUUUGACUUAAAAUCUAAAACAUUUAAAAUGACGAAAGAUCUUAAAUAUUAUUAA
Messenger RNA from Blepharisma stoltei, 2670 nucleotides. The record is from the annotation of a GenBank genome assembly. NCBI's taxonomy places the organism in Eukaryota, Ciliophora, Heterotrichea, Heterotrichida, Blepharismidae.